Hirsutella rhossiliensis is the source of this 762-nucleotide messenger RNA. Its product is annotated as ubiquitin carboxyl-terminal hydrolase, family 1 domain-containing protein. Lineage: Eukaryota; Fungi; Ascomycota; Sordariomycetes; Hypocreales; Ophiocordycipitaceae. The record is from RefSeq and is a predicted model, not a curated record. The transcript has a single exon. The coding region runs from base 1 to 762 and encodes 253 amino acids. Gene Ontology annotation, molecular function: cysteine-type deubiquitinase activity. Gene Ontology annotation, cellular component: cytoplasm. Gene Ontology annotation, biological process: ubiquitin-dependent protein catabolic process; protein deubiquitination.
AUGCCGACUGAAGGAGUAUUCAUCUCGCCCUCGGGCAAAAAGACGUUCAUCCCGCUCGAGAAUAACCCCGACGUCUUCACGUCACUGGUCCACGACCUCGGCGUCUCCCAGCAACUGGGCUUCUAUGAUGUCUACAGUGUCGAAGACGCACACGUGCUCUCGCUGGCCCCGCGCCCUGCCCUCGCCCUCAUCUUCAUCACGCCGCCCGACAUGUACCGGGCCGUCCGUGCCGACGACGGCCUCGUCAAGCCCGCGGGCGACGCUCUGACGUACGACCAAAGCGGGAGCUCGGAGCCCGUCAUGUGGUUCCGGCAGACCAUCGGCAACGCAUGCGGGCUCAUUGCCCUGCUCCACUGCGUAGCCAACGGCGAGGCAGCCGACCUCGUCAAGCCCGGUUCUGACCUGCACGCUCUGCUGGAACGGGCAACGCCGCUCAAGCCGAUACCGCGGGCGGCGGCCCUGUACGACAGUGAGGAGCUCGAGAGGGCGCACAUGCGCGCCGCGCGGCUGGGAGACACAGCCGCCCCGAGGGCAGAGGAGCACGCGGUCUACCACUUUCUCGCCUUUGUCAAGGGCAAGGAUGGUCAUCUGUGGGAGCUCGAGGGGAGCGUUGAUGGACCCAUUGACCGCGGGGAGCUGGGUGGCGAGGAGGAUCUGCUGAGCGAUCGUGCCCUGGACCUGGGCGUGAGGAGGUUUCUGAAACACGCAGGCGGGAAUUUGGAGUUUAGCCUCGUCGCACUGGCGAAAAGGCCGGCAGAGUAG